Molecule: messenger RNA, 390 nt
Organism: Necator americanus (New World hookworm)
Lineage: Eukaryota; Metazoa; Nematoda; Chromadorea; Rhabditida; Ancylostomatidae
Exons: 6
Coding region: 1-390 (129 amino acids)
Cellular component (GO): Nem1-Spo7 phosphatase complex; cytoplasm
Source: RefSeq, a predicted model, not a curated record
AUGGAUGAUGCUGCUACUGCAUGUGAAGACCUAAAGUUUUUUGAGAGAAGGCUAACCGAGGUUAUUUCUCAUAUGGGUCCCCGAUGCACUCGAUGGAGAAUUGUACUUCUGCUGAUAUCUUUGUCCGCAGUUCUUACUUCGUACAACUGGAUAGCUGAUCCUACUUUGCGAUCGGUGUCUCUGUGGGAAUCGUUACAAAGCCAUCCAGUGUUCAGUGUGAGCGUGCCACUAUUAUUUAUUCUAUUUACUGCAUUUGGUAUUCACAGGAGGGUCGUUGAACCAUCAAUAAUCGCACGGAGAUGUCGUGAAUCGCUGUCGUAUUUCAGCCUCAGUUGUGAUGAUAAUGGAAAAUUGAUUGUGAAGCCAACUGUGCGGAUGUCGUCCCCGUGA